Cryptosporidium muris RN66 is the source of this 1446-nucleotide messenger RNA. RefSeq lists its product as uncharacterized. NCBI's taxonomy places the organism in Eukaryota, Apicomplexa, Conoidasida, Eucoccidiorida, Cryptosporidiidae. Bases 1 to 1446 code for a protein of 481 amino acids. The record is from RefSeq and is a predicted model, not a curated record. The transcript has a single exon.
AUGAGUGAAAGGUUUAGACCAGGUGAUAUUUUCUCCGGUUAUUAUUUUCCUGGAGUUCUAUGUGGCAGAGCCGUCUCCUUCAAAAAGGAUAUAUACCAACUAUUACAAAAAUAUUGGGAUGAAAUUAGUAAAACACAGUACUUAUAUGAAGCAAAUAAAUGUGGAACAUUUGGUAUUUUAUCAAGAUUAUUUAAAGAAAAUCGUUUUAGUAGUAUCCACUUUAAUACAGAAUUGGAACAACACAAUGAAUGUUUUGAGAUUCUUAUAGGAGUUACAAUAGCGGUAUUUAAAAUUCAAUGCCCAUUUGAAAUAAGAAAAAAUAUUCUUGAAAAGAAUUUAGUUCUUCUAGAUGAAUUAGAACAGGGAUUAUCUGGAUAUAAUUGCGAUAACAAGAAUUUGAUUGAAAUACAUCAUCGAGUAUCAGUUUUAUAUUUAUUAUAUCUAUUAUAUAAUUCCCAAUAUUUUAUUCCACUAGAAGAUUCAUUUAAACAACCACCUUCAACAUUAUAUAUAAAUCCACUUCGUAUUCCAAUAUCUUUAAAGACUUUUUAUGGUAUAUAUGAGACAUUUAGAGACUGCAGUAAAUAUGAGGUCUUUCCAGAAGCUAAAGCUAUUAUUUGGCGUCUUAUAAAUCAUGAUAUUAUUAAUAUAUGCUUAUAUGAUGGUCCUCAAUAUUAUUAUAAAGAUAGAUAUGGUAAUCCUUUAACUCCAGAUUUACUUGAGACAAGAUUUUUAAAUAAUGAAGAUAAUAUAGAAUUUGAGGAUAAAGUAGAUCAGCAAUUAGAUCUUGAUAGUUCUAAAGUAUUUAAAAAGGUUAAUGUUCUCCAUGAAAAAUUAAUACAUGAGGCUUCCUUGAACUAUGAAUUACAAAGUAGUAUUAAGAGAAUAUUAAGUGAUUUGGAUAUUCAUUAUAGGCAAUGUAUUGAAUAUAGAGAUGAGUAUUAUAGAAUUUGUGAAGUUAUUAAGAAUAUACCUAAAAGUGAAAUAUUUAGCAAUAGUGUACCUAGAAAGAAGAUAAGAAACUCAAGUAAUAGUAGAAAGGUAGAUUUUGAAUAUGGUAGAGUGGAAGCAACAGAUAAUAAUGAAUCUAAUGACAAUUUAGACAAUUCAGAGUUUGACUUUUAUAAAAGCUGGCAGGAUUUAAGAUGUUUAUCAACGAUAAGAGAUAAUGAAGAAGACUUAAUUGCUGAUAAAGGUUUAGAAGUUAUGACUGAAGAAGUAAAUACAGCUAAGAGUAUAUCUAAUAUAUCUGAAACAACAGAAGAAGGAUUAAAUUUGGGGAAAGAAGAUUCUGAAGUAAUAAAUCCUCUAGAUCUGGACUACAUUUUUAAUUCUAAUCAAGAGAAAAAUAAAUUGAAUAGUGCUACUGUUACUGGUGAUAAGGAAGUAGAUUAUAUUUUACAGAGAAUAGACAUACUAACAUCAAUAAAUCGUACAAUCUCUUAA